AUGGCUCGAAGAAACUUUGAUCAAUCAAAUUGCGACAAUUGGGGAUACGAAUCAGCCUCACACAGAACAAACAGCACUUGCAGUAGUGCAUACAGCGAUGGACAAUGCCCCAAUUCCCCCAAAGUUCCAAGGUCCUGCCUCGACACUGAUGUACACGGCAACGUCGUAUUGAGAGAAUUUCCCAGGAGCUUUCCGGAUCUCAUCGAAUCAGAUUGUGCCCACUCAAAUUGGGGCAUUGCUCAAAUUUUUCCCAAUGAGGAAUGGUUCCAGAAUGCCCCAAACCUCCCCUUUUCCUCAGCCGAUUACGAUUUUUUGUUGCCUAAUUUUACAUGCGAUCCCAAAAUCGAAAGUUCGUUUGUUCCAAUGAUUGGCGAUUCUCAAAUACUUGAAACUUUUGAUUUUGACGAUUCUUGGUUGACUGGCGACAUCUCUUCACCAUCGCUCCCUUAUGCUGAACAAUUUCAAUUUUGUAGCCCGACGUCGAGUUACGAGAAGCUUUCAAACGUCUCAACAGAAGCUGGAACAUCGGCUAAAGAUAGCAAGUACGCUGAUUUUUUGGAGUCUAAUUUCAGCGGACCGACUCAGUGUCGUUGGGAAGGAUGUACUUCAAAGGCAACAUUUUCCACCCCAAAAGCUUUCAACAAACAUUUAAAGAAUAUACAUUUGAGACCCUUGGUCUGUGACGUUGGGGGUUGCGGCUAUCAGAAACCAUUUAGAAAUAAGUAUGACUUGGAACGACACCGACAAACUGCACACCUUCGUGCCCGUAACCACGAGUGUCCAUUUGUGCACUGUGGAAACAUAGGGUUCGCCCGCAAAGACAAACUAUGGGUGCAUAUCCGGGAAUGUCAUGAUCAAUCAUCUACUGUCAGUAUAUGUCCUGUAAUUCACUGCGGGAAAGAAGUCGAGACGCCUGUCUCCGAGCACAUACAGAAAGAACACGGAAGUUUUGAAUGCGGGUUGAGCACGUGUGGAAAAAAGCAAAGUCGCUUCACGGAUAUUCAACUCGAAAGUCAUUUGAGAAGCGCGCAUGGAUUGAAUCCUGGGGAAGCUUCGAAAGCUGUUGGGGCGGCCAAGAAAACUUCAGAUAAAACGAUACGAAGAACAGAUCUCCACACAAAAUCAGAGAUAACAGAAUGUUCCAUUUGCAGUCCCUGAAUGUUUGCUCGAGUGGAUUUAUUUUAUACAGUAUAUAGUGAUACGUUCAGGGGUGGUGCACACUGUAAAUGCAGGAGACGAGAUUUUAUAUGGGUACGAAUGUGUUUAUUUCAUGCAUCGAUUUACUGGGGUUUCUUAUAUCCAGUCACUUUCUUAUGUUAAUAGACAAUGGAGGCGCAAGGAGCGAUGGUCAGUGAUGGUUUUAUAAUUUUGCUUAUAUCGAUAGCUUAUUACAUCUCAACUUUCCCAAAACUUCCGCAUACAAAGAACCCAAAUACUAGACACGUUAGCACCGUCGUCUAGAUGCUUUUGCCUUAUUUCUUAAUCAUUUGCAUCUUGUAGAUUUCACACAGGCUCUGGGGAUACUGGGACAAAGAAUAAUAGUUAAGAAUGGGAUAUCUGUUGGAUUUUUCGACGUGACUGCACAUUCUCAUAUUUCUUGUGUAUUUCACGGGUCUUGUGUGUUGUUGUUAGAAUUGCACAUGGUACA
Molecule: messenger RNA, 1648 nt
Organism: Botrytis deweyae
Lineage: Eukaryota; Fungi; Ascomycota; Leotiomycetes; Helotiales; Sclerotiniaceae
Exons: 2
Coding region: 1-1158 (385 amino acids)
Biological process (GO): regulation of transcription by RNA polymerase II
Cellular component (GO): nucleus
Source: RefSeq, a predicted model, not a curated record